Molecule: messenger RNA, 1014 nt
Organism: Rotaria sp. Silwood1
Lineage: Eukaryota; Metazoa; Rotifera; Eurotatoria; Philodinida; Philodinidae
Source: the annotation of a GenBank genome assembly
AUGACAACAGUGAAAGAUCCUUUUUCUCAGAAACUCGCAGGUUGGGCUGUUAGUGGCUCUGAAUAUAAUCAAAAUGGAAAAGUUCUAUAUUUGACUGAUGGUUUGCUUAAAGAGCGUUUACUCUACGAUGAAAAUUUUAUUUCAAAAGAUACAAAACUAAAUAAAUCAAUCGUUUUUUUUGUCGACGAAGUUCACGAACGCUCAGUAAAUAUCGACCAUUGUUUAGCAUUAUUAGCUCGCAUUUUAACGUUGAACUCGGAUUUAAAAUCAAAAAUAAAAUUAAUUAUUUCGUCUGCUACUUUGGAUACAUCUGUGCCAAAGCUUUUUCGUCAAAUACCACAAAUAAGAUUUGCGAAAUUUGAAAUGCCACAAAUGCAUACUCUAUAUCCUGUUACCAAAUGUGCUCGUCCGAAUGCAAAUAUAUUGAAUAUUGUACAAGAGUUCUAUCAAGAACGCAGUCGAUACGAUCAAAUUCUCUGUUUCGUUAGUUCAGUCAAAGAAGUCAACGAAUGUUGUAGUUUAUUGAAAAAGAUUACUGGUGGAGCCAUCACCGCUUAUCCACUUGUUCAAUCACAACAAGCAUCUGUCCAACAAGAGUAUAUUGAUAAAGGAAGUGUGUUUUUUUCGACAACAGUCGCUGAAACUUCGCUAACAUUUCCUCAACUAAAGUACGUCAUCGACACGGGCUUGAUUAAUGUACCUGUUUAUGAUUCGAAUUCGAAGCGAACGGUAUUAAGAGUCGUUCGUGCAGCAGAAUCGACAAUAAAACAACGCUUAGGGCGAUUGGGUAGAACACAACCAGGUACUUAUAUUUCAUUGUACGAUUUCAAAGUCGAAGAUAAACAAUAUCCAACGCCACAAAUAUGUCAAUCGGAUUUAGUGAAUAUCGAAUUUUCACUGCGAAAAUCACCAUUGCAGAAAGGAUUGAAUUAUAUGAAAGACUUCUUACCAGAUAAACCGUCGCAACCUCUUAUUGAUCAUACAGUUCAACAACUUCGUGAUUUAGGUCAGUAG